UACCAACACAAAGCCAAGGCGCGGCGCAGCCAGAGUAAGCAGAGAGUUGCACUACCGUGCUUCUUCAGUUCUUCUUCCUAGUAUGCACUCGCUUGUGAGGCGUGGCAAUGGCUACGGCUACGGCUAUGGUGGUUACGGCAGCAGCAAUCCCCAUAUGAACUACCACCGCCAAAACACCGAGUCCGUGACCACCGUCGUCACGGAGAUGAACCGAAUGGCCGUCGACGACAAGCCCUGCUACGGCGGCGGCGUGCAGAAGCAGGCCUGCAAGGUGGAGGCGUUCCAGGAGCACGACGAAGCGUACAAGGGCGCCGUGGCCGUGCAGCAGAAGCACUCCUCCUUCAAGGAGGACAAGGAGGAGGUGCGCGGUGCUGCUGCCGCCGUCAGAAGCUGGCACGACGAGUUAUACAAGGAGGAGGAGGAGGAGAAGCGCGUCGUCGACACGGAGUACGGUGCCCGCUACGGGGGUGUGGCCGCCGUGAAGAAGCCGGGCUACAACUACAAGCAGCACGAGGCAUACGGGGAGACCGAAGGUGCAGGGUACGGCUACGGCGCCGGCGGCGUGAAGAAGCAAGCAGGCUACAGCUACGCGCAGGAGGCGUGCGGAGAGAGCUACGGCGGCGCUCACCACGGUGGUGCCGGUGCCGUCGCGCAGACGUACGCCUACGACCAGCAGCAGGCCUACAAGCACAAGAACGCGGCAGGGGCGGGGGCGGGGUACGGUGCUCCCUACGGUGGUGGCGCCGUGCAGCAGCACGACGGACACAAAGAUGUGUACCGGCACGGCGCCGCCGCCGGUGGCAAAGUAAAGAAGAACGGCUACCAGUACCAAGAGGCGUACGGCGGAACUGACGCAGGAGGGUACGGUGCGCACUACGGCGGCGGUGGUGGCGCCGUGCAGCAGUACGGGUACGGCGGCGCCACUACCGAUGGCAAAGUGAAGAAGGGCGGCCACCAGUACUACGGCGGAAGUGGUGCAGGAGGGUACGACUCUCACUACGGCGGCGGCGGCGGUGGCGCCGUGCAGCAGUACGGCGGCUACCAUAAAGAUGCGUACGGGUACGGCGGCGGCGCCACCGCCGGUGGAAAAGCGAAGAAGAGCGGCUACCAGUACGAGGAGGCGUACGCUGGAACUGGCGCGGGAGGAUACGGCGCUCACUAUGGUGGUGGCGCCGCCGUCGCUCAGAAGCAAGGCUACAGGCAGGGCAUAUACGAGAGCGAGAGCGAGAGCGAAAGCGAGAGCGAGAGCGACGAGAGCGACUGCGAGGAGGCGUUCCUGCCGCACGGCGGCCGGACGCCGCAGGGCGGCGUGCAGCACAGCUACGGCUACGGGGGCGGGGCGUACAAGCACGGGGCUGGCAACCUCGGCGGCUUGCGCCGCUACCAGUCGUACGAGAGCCGCGAGGAUCUCGGCGGCGGACGCCGCUACGAGACCUACCAGAGCACCGUCCAGUACACCGGCUCCCCGACCAAGAACCGCCACGUCCUACGCUACGGCGCGUAGGCAUAUAUACGCUCUGAUCCAGUUGCAUUGCAGCACGUGCACCUACGUAUAUUCCUAUGCCGCGUCGUGUGACUCGUGUCGUAUAGGCAGGCGGCACCGCUACUUGGUGGGCCUUGUGUUUGCUGGUGCAGAUCGAAAAAUCUGACAAUAAGAUGUACUUAAUGCCACCUUGAUAUAAUAAUGUAUGAAGACGAAACUUUGAAA
Zea mays is the source of this 1708-nucleotide messenger RNA. RefSeq names its product lipoprotein. The coding region runs from base 83 to 1504 and encodes 473 amino acids. NCBI's taxonomy places the organism in Eukaryota, Viridiplantae, Streptophyta, Magnoliopsida, Poales, Poaceae. The record is from RefSeq and is marked validated. The transcript has a single exon.